Prorocentrum cordatum is the source of this 325-nucleotide messenger RNA. The record is from the annotation of a GenBank genome assembly. Lineage: Eukaryota; Dinophyceae; Prorocentrales; Prorocentraceae.
AUGGCGAAAGCGCUGCGAGCGUCCAAGAUGCUGAACAUGUCCAAGGCCCAGGUCACCCUGCAGGAGCAGACAUAUGCCCUCCUGAUGUGCAUGAUACUGAUGGCCCGGAAGCUGCGGGGGCGAAUUAGCAAGCAAACGGGCUUCUUGACCAGGGCCACGAACAGUCGUGGCAAGGAGGUCGAGGCUGUGAGCAAAGCUAGGCUGGAGCUGGUGCAGAUGUCCAAAGACCAACUGCUGCUAGACCAACUUCAGGCGCUGACGCCGCCGGCCGAGGAUGUCGAGAUGGAGCCGCCACCAGAUGCUGAUCGGUCUCCUGGUGGAGCUG